AUGAAGUAUGGAACAGAUGCCAGGAAAGUCAACUCGACGUUCAUGAGUGUUUUCGCUAGGUUUGGGUUACCGGAUGUAGUCGUUACUGAUGGCGGACCACCGUUCAAUUCGAAGGAGUUUACGGAUUUUAUGGAAAGACAUGGAGUGAAAGUCAUGAAGAGUCCACCGUAUAAUCCGUCAAGCAACGGUCAAGCGGAGCGCAUGGUGCGAGUUGUCAAGGAGAGUUUGAAGAAGUUUUUGUUGGAUCCAGAGUUGAGCAGUGCUAGUACCGAGGACUUAGUUUCGUACUUUCUGUUUGGUUACCGGAAUUCGUGUUUGGAAGAGGACAGCAAGUUUCCUUCUGAAAGGUUAUGGGCCCAGGGACGCCCUGGUGGUGGUUCGGGAAGCGAGGAGACCGAGGUGCGGUAUCCAAGAUACGAUGAGGAGGCCAAUACCCGAUGA
Molecule: messenger RNA, 441 nt
Organism: Aedes albopictus (Asian tiger mosquito)
Lineage: Eukaryota; Metazoa; Arthropoda; Insecta; Diptera; Culicidae
Exons: 2
Coding region: 1-441 (146 amino acids)
Biological process (GO): DNA integration
Molecular function (GO): nucleic acid binding
Source: RefSeq, a predicted model, not a curated record